Diaporthe batatas is the source of this 1152-nucleotide messenger RNA. RefSeq lists its product as uncharacterized. The transcript has a single exon. The coding region runs from base 1 to 1152 and encodes 383 amino acids. Lineage: Eukaryota; Fungi; Ascomycota; Sordariomycetes; Diaporthales; Diaporthaceae. The record is from RefSeq and is a predicted model, not a curated record.
AUGUCAGAGUUCACAAAAUUCCCAGCGCUAUGCCAAGAGCUACAGGACAUGAUCUGGGACCAGGCCAUCCGAGACGAUGAGCCAGCCGCCCAGUUCUUCACCCUCCACGACGUCUACGAAGCAGACUGGAUACUCCCGAUAGGCCUCACGGUGCCCAACAGGUCGUGGGGAUCCGGCAACAAGUCAGCCUACACGAUCGACUCGGGCCUCUGGACCGCCUGCUGGGGGUCCCGCCUCCGCAUGCUGCACCGCUUCAGGCCGGCCGAGACCAGCGCGAUCAUGGCGAGGCGCGGGCCGGCGGGGCCCCAGGCGGCGCGCGAGGUCUCCCGGCGGCCGACGGCGUCCGUGACGAUGCCCUUCCGGCGCGACGACACCGGGGGGCAGUGCUACCUCACCAUCAGGCCCACGCAGGACCUGCUGUACUUUGACUUCGCCCCGGGGGGCCCGUGGUUGGCUGACCCCUGGAGUAGCAGCCUCGUGUAUAGCAGCCCGAUGUUGAAGUGGCUCCCCUACCUGCGGGCGUUCAGGUGGGAGCAGCCCAACGCGAUUUGGGGCUGGGCCUCGCCUCCCCACGUGCGCCAUGUCGCCGUCAAGUACGAUCCAGACUGGUGGUCCCAGCGGGAAAGCCGCCAUUAUCUCGACAUCGACUUCCAAGAAGAACGUGGGGCUGCGGCCGGGUUCGAGGUGCUCUGGUUCGUCAACUACUCGCUGCGGCGCAGGUACCGCGCCGACGGCCGCGGCGACCGCCAGACCUUCCGGGCCGGCGACGACCAUGAGUUUGUGGAGGUCCUGGAAGGAGACGACGAGUGGUGGGGACCAGCGUCAUCUGGAAGCGGUGCUCAGCCGAGCUGUCCCGAGGUGCACAAGAUGGCACUGGAGAUGGAAGAGCAAAUGUCUAUCGACUCGAUGAUCGAUGAAAUGAAUGCCAUUGACCUAGAGAGGCAAGCGCAACAGGACGGCAUCGCGAAUGAUUUCGUGAACAACCUCAGGACGGACCGUCCUGCACGACAGAAGCCGCAUCGGGUCGGAGUCCUUGCCUAUGUCAAACGGGGUUCUGAACGAGAUUUGCCCACAAAGAGCGAGCACAUGCGUCUUACACGGGUCAGAAGAAACGCCGUAAUGGAUGAUUGGAGCUCCCCGGACUAUGAUUAA